Messenger RNA from Gaeumannomyces tritici R3-111a-1, 507 nucleotides. RefSeq lists its product as hypothetical. The transcript has a single exon. The record is from RefSeq and is a predicted model, not a curated record. Bases 1 to 507 code for a protein of 168 amino acids. Lineage: Eukaryota; Fungi; Ascomycota; Sordariomycetes; Magnaporthales; Magnaporthaceae.
AUGACCACCUCGGCGUCGAGCGGGCAGCAGGGAGUGAAGGCGGUCAAGUCUAAGGAGUCCAAGGAAUCCGAGGACAAGAAGAAGUCCUCCGCCGCCCCGAAGCCGGAAACGGCAGAGCAGAAGAAGGAGGCCGCCGAUAAGAAGCAGCACACCAGCGACGACAAGAAGCACGCGGCCGAUGUCAAAAAGAACGCCGACCGCGAGAAGAAGACGGUCAAGGCCGGCGAGGUCAAGAAGACGGCCGGGGAGAAGAAGGAGCAGCACAAGCCGAGCACCACCGCCACACGCCCCGGCGGCGGCGGCAAGCCCAUGCGCCCCCGCGCCAUCCUCGUUGACGAGGCGGCCACCGCCGAGCCGGCGCACCUGCUGCACAUGACGAUCCCCAACCGCCGCCGCGCCGCCGCCGUCAAGGCCCGGUCACCGCACGCGCUGAGCGAGAGGCGCCACGCCCCCCACGUCAAGCAGACCGUUAUGCUCAGGCCCGUCGGGGCCGUUGAGGACAACUAA